CUGGCAGCCCUUGCCUCUACCUCUCUUGCCCGCCCUGAGGGCCAUGAGAGACGUCAGGCCUCCACCACUACCUCGGCUGCCUCUUCCACCUCUUCUACCUCCUCUUCCUCCGCCGGUGCCGGCUUCGGUGCUAAGACCUCCAACUCCGGCUCCGGAAUCACCUACCAGGGCAACGUCGGUGACCCCUACGGUAGCAACAUCAUCGAGAUCUCCUCCGAUGAGGCCGCGAACUACAAGCACGUCGCCCAGAUCUCCGGUGAGAACAGCGAGCCCUGGGACCUCGUCUUCUUCAACAAGUACGGCCCCGACGGACAGAUGAACGGCUGGUUCGGCUACUCCGCCAUCAAGCUUACCCUCAACUCCGGCGAGACCAAGUACGUUGCUUUCGACGACGACACCAACGGCGGUUUCGCUGCCGCCCCCAGCGGUAGCAUGCCUCUUGAUGCUUCCGGCGGCUACGCCUCUACCUGGGGUGAGUUCGACUUCAGCAGCACCGGCAAUGGCGGCUGGUCCGGCUUCGAUGUCUCCGCCAUUGUUGCCCAGAAUGCUGGCCUGACUGUCCAGGGUAUGAAGAUCUGCGAGCAGGGCAGCGGCACCUGCUCCAGCAUCUCGCCCGACGCUGCUUCCGUCGAUAACGCCUACACCACUGCCGAGACUGAUGUCGGUGGCAUUGGCGGCAACAUCUCUGGGGAUGGUAACGUCGUGCUUGAAGUUACCGUCGACUGGCAAGGCUAA
This is a messenger RNA of Aspergillus versicolor CBS 583.65, 735 nucleotides long. Its product is annotated as putative allergen. The record is from RefSeq and is a predicted model, not a curated record. Gene Ontology annotation, cellular component: extracellular region. Gene Ontology annotation, molecular function: IgE binding. The annotation marks the transcript as partial. The transcript has a single exon. Lineage: Eukaryota; Fungi; Ascomycota; Eurotiomycetes; Eurotiales; Aspergillaceae.